Messenger RNA from Cantharellus anzutake, 666 nucleotides. RefSeq lists its product as uncharacterized. The transcript is spliced from 3 exons. The record is from RefSeq and is a predicted model, not a curated record. Bases 1 to 666 code for a protein of 221 amino acids. Lineage: Eukaryota; Fungi; Basidiomycota; Agaricomycetes; Cantharellales; Hydnaceae.
AUGUUUCUGACUAAGAGGACCCUCCCGCGCUUCCAAAAGAAGCCUGCCAUUGUAACUUCGACUGUCUCCAAGCUUCUUUCCAUAAAGGGCAUGCCCCCGUGGUUCACCUUGCCAGGUGUUGAUGUGCCUUCACCUCUGUUGCUCCUCGAUGCCUGGGUGUCCCAGAACCAUGUCACCUUGAAUGGUGCUUGGUUUAAACCUGAGGUACGGGACUUGAUGGUCUGCGAGCUCAUUCUGCCAUUAGACCAUCUGUGGCAAAAUGAACUGCUCGGAACAUGUCGAUGUCAGUUUCCAGAAGACAAUCUUGGCCACAAGUCGGAUUGGAGCGUUUCUAUCUGCAAGGUUGAAAGUGUGAAGAAUCUAGAGGCAGCAGGCUACCAAGAUGUGUUUUGGGCUUUUCCACAAUUCACGAUUCAAGAGGGUCGCAUCAAAUAUGCGGACACGAUGGAAGGGAUUGAUGCAUCCGCUUCACCGUCAUUUUCGAUCGUUCCACCCGCCCAGACUAAGUCCCCCUCCAACAUGGAGUUGAAAGACCUGAAUGCGUGGAGAAAAUAUGGGAUUUUAUCCCAAUUAUCCCCUUAUGGCACUGUUUGGGCAAUGAACUCCCCUGAAGUCAGCGAUGAGUUUCGUCUCCCGACGAAACCUUACAGCAUUUUUCGCGUUUGA